Molecule: messenger RNA, 3108 nt
Organism: Aspergillus chevalieri
Lineage: Eukaryota; Fungi; Ascomycota; Eurotiomycetes; Eurotiales; Aspergillaceae
Product: putative DNA excision repair protein (Rad26L)
Exons: 2
Coding region: 1-3108 (1035 amino acids)
Molecular function (GO): ATP-dependent chromatin remodeler activity; ATP binding
Source: RefSeq, a predicted model, not a curated record
AUGGGCAACUGGGAGCUCUUAGAUUCAGACGCCUCGACAGUAGACUGCGGCGAAGACGACGACGACGAUCUGGAGGCAGUGCGUCCGAAUCCUUCGCGCCCAGCUGUGACUCGGGAUCGAGCUAUCAAGCAUGAAUACACAACCCCGCCUAGACAUGCUCCUGUUAAAAACGAACUCCACUCCUCGCCCUCCGUGCAAGAAAUCCAACCACCGGCCGUCGUACACCUCUCCGAUACACAGUCCGGAUCUGACGAUGACGAUGACCCCGACGUCAACGAGGGCGAAAUCGCCUACCAGAACUUCAAGAAUCGCAGGUCUGCUAAACGGAAACGAGCAUCGACUACCGCGCACAAGUCCAAGCACCCCAGGACAAAUAGCACCGGCCAGCUGUCGAGGAAUGACGAUAAGAGAAAGGCACGGCGCCAUGGCUACAGAGAGUACAAAGAAAAUCCCGUCUCCUCAGAAGAUGACGGCAUGGAGUAUACACUGCCAGACUACCUGCACAAGCGAAAGACACAGUUCGACCGCAAAACGAAACUCUUGGAGCAAUCAGGGCUCAAACUCCCCCCUGACUUCGAGGACGUUGACUUUUCGGACGAUGAGCGGCUAGUGCACCUAAGGGAGCGACCGAAGUUGACCACGAAACCCUGUCGGCCGUACGAGGACAUCACUCUUCCCUACUCGCUGGGGCUGAUACCCGCUCCUAUCGCGCAGUGGUUGAGACAGUACCAGGUGGACGGGGCUGCAUUUCUGCACGAGCUUUUCGUCUACCAGAAAGGUGGUAUUCUGGGCGACGACAUGGGUCUAGGAAAGACGGUGCAGGUCAUCGCGUUCCUGACAGCUGCAUACGGAAAGACAGGCGACGAGCGAGACGCGAAACGCAUGCGCAAGAUGCGUCGCAGCGGGCAGGAGAAAUGGUAUCCUCGAACGCUGAUCGUCUGCCCUGGCACAUUGAUACAUAACUGGAGGUCUGAGCUUAACCGCUGGGGCUGGUGGCAUGUUGAUGCGUAUCAUGGUGAGAAUAAGGAGUUGGCGUUGCAGGCUGCCCGGUCUGGUAGAGUUGAGAUACUCAUUACGACUUAUGGGACUUAUCUGCAGAAUAAGGAUGCUGUUAAUAUGGUUGAUUGGGACUGUGUUAUUGCGGAUGAGUGCCAUGUUAUCAAGGAGCGGAGGUCUGAGACGGCGAAGGCUAUGAAUAUGGUCAACGCUCUUUGCCGGAUUGGACUGACUGGCACUGCCAUUCAGAAUAAGUACGAGGAACUCUGGACGCUUCUUAACUGGACGAAUCCUGGCAAGCUGGGGCCGGUAACUACGUGGAAGAAGACGAUUUCGGAGCCCUUGAAAAUAGGGCAAUCGCACGAUGCUACCCUCUACCAGCUGAGCAAGGCCCGUAAAACUGCCAAGAAGCUGGUCGAAAACCUCCUUCCUCAGUUUUUCCUCCGACGCAUGAAGACGCUGAUAGCGGAUCAACUCCCCAAAAAGAGUGACCGUGUCGUCUUCUGCCCUCUAACCGACACGCAAGCAGAUGCCUACGAGAACAUUCUGACCAGCGAUAUCGUCAGUUACAUCAAAAACUCCUCCGACUUCUGCGACUGCGGAUCGAGAAAGAAAGCCGGCUGGUGCUGCUACCAAACGCUUCCCUCAGGCCAACGAUGGCAAAGCUACGUCUUUCCAGCCAUCGCAGUCCUGCAGAAACUCAGCAACCACCUCGCCAUCCUGAUUCCCCAAGGCGCCGACGCAAAGGAGAAGCAGGACAAGGACAAGGAAAUGCUAGAAAUAGCCGUCCCGGAUCAAUGGGAAACACUCGUCCGCACGCGAGAGUCUAUCGUCAACUACGCGAAUCCCGAAUUCUGUGGGAAAUGGAAGGUCCUGCGUAAACUGUUGAAGUGGUGGCAUGCCAACGGGGAUAAAGUCCUUGUCUUUUCACACAGCGUGCGGCUACUUAAAAUGCUGCAGAUGCUCUUCCACCAUACCAGCUAUAAUGUCAGCUAUCUGGAUGGGUCUAUGACUUACGACGACCGUACCAAGGUCGUUGACGAGUUCAAUUCCGAUCCGCAGCAGUUUGUCUUCCUCAUCUCGACGCGGUCUGGUGGAGUCGGGUUGAAUAUCACCUCAGCCAACAAGGUUGUCGUGGUCGACCCGAACUGGAACCCAUCGCAUGACCUGCAGGCUCAGGACCGGGCAUAUCGUAUUGGCCAGAGUCGAGACGUAGAAGUCUUUCGACUCAUCUCAGCUGGCACGAUCGAGGAGAUAGUCUACGCGCGACAGAUCUAUAAACAGCAGCAGGCCAACAUUGGCUACAACGCCAGCAGCGAACGACGAUACUUCAAAGGCGUACAGGAAAAAAAAGAUCAAAAAGGCGAGAUUUUCGGCCUAAACAACCUCUUCGAAUACCAAAACAACAAUGUCGUCCUACGCGAUAUCGUUAACAAAACCAACGUCGCAGAGUCUCGUGCAGGAGUUAGCGUCAUGGGCGUCGAACUAGACGAAGACAACGAAGAAGAAAAACCCUUCCCCAACCCAUCGAAGCAAGCCGACGACGACGACCAAGUCAUGAGCCAGCUUGCAGCAGCCAUGAUCCGCGGCGACACAGACGCACCGUUAACGAAAAAGGAAAACGACAACGACGAGAAACAAUUCAUGAUAACACCGAAGAAGAAACACGACCCCAUCGAAGCCAUCCUCACCGGCGCAGGUGUCGAAUACACGCACAUGAACAACGAAGUCAUCGGCUCCUCUAAAGUCGAAAAACACAUCUCCCGCCGCGCACAACUAGCCGAAGAAUCCACCGCCAACACAAAUGUCCACGCUUUCCUCUCCGGUCUGGACUCCCAGGACCAGAAUACACCCACCAUCUUAGAUCCCAACACUAGCACCAACACCAACGGCCGAACUCCCACUAAUUCGAGAAACAGUGAACCCCUCCGCUUCAAGUACCACCCGCCACCAGACGUCAUGAAACGGCAGUUCUGCAGUAUGGCGAGACGGUUUGGGUUUCCGAAUGCGACAGAGUUUGCGUUGGUCGUGGAGAGUAUGACACAGGCUCAGAGACGGGCUUGUUUGGAGAGGUGGUAUGGGGAGAGGAGGGAGAUGCUUUUGGGGAGGUGA